AUGGCUGCCGAAGGUUUAGAAAAGAUCACCGAAGUCCCAGUUGAAUUCUUCAAGGACGGUUCUGCAUUCGUCAAGAAGUGUCAGAAGCCUGACCAAAAGGAAUACUUCAAAAUCAUAAGAGCUGUCGGAAUCGGUUUCAUCAUGAUGGGUGUUGUUGGUUACGCCGUCAAGUUGAUUCACAUCCCAAUCAGAUAUUUGAUUGUUUAAAUUAAUAAUGUACAAGAUCAUGAUGCUCCGAGUACUGGUACACUCCGACAUCGCUGUUUAUUUCUCACACGAAACUGUUAUAGUAUUAAUGUAUAAUCAUGCUU
Scheffersomyces stipitis CBS 6054 is the source of this 311-nucleotide messenger RNA. RefSeq names its product translocon subunit. The transcript has 2 exons. Gene Ontology annotation, molecular function: transmembrane protein transporter activity. Gene Ontology annotation, biological process: post-translational protein targeting to membrane, translocation; protein targeting. NCBI's taxonomy places the organism in Eukaryota, Fungi, Ascomycota, Pichiomycetes, Serinales, Debaryomycetaceae. Gene Ontology annotation, cellular component: Ssh1 translocon complex; membrane. Bases 1 to 207 code for a protein of 68 amino acids. The record is from RefSeq and is a predicted model, not a curated record.